Molecule: messenger RNA, 1251 nt
Organism: Arthroderma uncinatum
Lineage: Eukaryota; Fungi; Ascomycota; Eurotiomycetes; Onygenales; Arthrodermataceae
Exons: 1
Coding region: 1-1251 (416 amino acids)
Source: RefSeq, a predicted model, not a curated record
AUGAAGCGAAUCGGCCUCCAGGCGCAGAGAAGGGCCCAAGGCUCGGUCUGCCAGCUUUGCGCCUUUUCAACGUCCUCGAUCUCACGGAGGUUUACGCCCUUUUCGCCGCGAGCUAUCAACAGGAACAGUCUCUAUACCACCAGCAGAGCUGCUGCUCUACCUUCUCUACGGCGGAAUGAGGUUGCAUAUCGGUAUUCGUCGACCGUGGCUAAGAGCCAGCGCGCGUCUCACAGUGACUACGGCGUUCGAGAGAUAAUCUCCCACAGUGAUUCGAUAAUAUCAGGCACAAGCAUCCCGUCAGAGGAGUCGGUUAUAAACAUUCUCAAGCGGAGCCAGGCCGUUGUCGAUGCUGCUCAAACAGACGCUGCACUGUCAGAAGCCCGGUCUGAUGUCAAACCCAAGAAAAAGGACGCAAUCUCGUCCCUCCUGGAGCUUGACGACGAGGGAGAACGAACUCAGGCACCACAAUCGCAAAAGGAAGACCCAAGCAUAGCUACAUCAGCAUUGUCGGACAUGUUGAACAACUUACUGCAGGAUCCCAAAGUGUUCAUAUCACCCGAGAUACUGAGACUCUAUACUUCGAUCCAAUGCCAGCUCAAGAAGGCAGACCAUAUACCCACAAUCUUCACCCUAUACGCCAAUAAACCCUCCCCGCGAUCCAGCGGCGACACGAUAUCAUACCAUCCUGCGAACCCCAAGAGCCCGAAGAAUGCAAUCCCUUCAACCAUUGCUGACCAGGCUCUAGAGGUGGCGAUGGAGCAGCUUAACCUUCCUCUGGCCCUAGCCAUCAUCGACAGCGCAUACUGCACACCCGCCUUCUACCGUUCUAAAAUACUCCGGAAAGCUUCUCUCCCCGUGGCCGGAAUGCUGGCAACACCGCCUGCAGCCUGGGCGAUAUCAACAUACCUUUCCACGCUUCAGAACACCAUGGACCCUUCCACUGCUAGAGGGAUCUCGUUUGCAGCCAUCCUUGCGUAUGUAACGUUUACUUCAGCCGUGGGAGUAGUGGCGGCUGUCACUGCCAAUGAUCACAUGCGCCGAGUAGUCUGGAUUCCAGGUACGGCGCUACGGCAUCGCUGGUUACGAGAGGAGGAGAGACAGGCGUUGGAUAGGGUUGCGCAAACAUGGGGCUUCAAAGACCCGUUGAUGCGAGGUGAGGAGGUAGGUGAAGAGUGGGAAGCCAUACGUGAAUUCAUCGGCAUGAGAGGUAUGAUCUUGGAUAAGACUGAUCAUAUGGAGGGUAUGGAAUAG